CCGCCAUAUUGGGAUUCGUUCUUCCGCCCGGGAGGCUUCAGAGGCUCUGCCCGGCCUCUCUCGCCCUGUCAUCCACACGCAGGGCCGAGCCUCCCCGGAAGCCGGAUGUGCUCCUGUGUAGAGAUCUUUGCACAGUAGAACCUAGGAGCAAGGCACACCAACUCUCAUGAUUCCCUCCAUUCACCUUGUCUUCCAGCUGAAAUUCCACAGUCCUCUCUGUGUCUCCUAGAACAAAGAAAAUGAAUACCAUUGUGGUGGAGGGCUUGGACUGAGGAGACAUGUUCCCUUACAGGGGAUGGUGUCCUUCGAGGACGUGUCUGUGGACUUCACCUGGGAGGAGUGGCAGGACCUGGAUGAUGCUCAGAGGACCCUCUACAGGGACGUGAUGCUGGAGACCUACAGCAGCCUGGUGUCCUUGGGGCACUGCGUUGCAAAACCUGAGGUGAUCUUCAGGCUGGAGCAAGGAGCCGGGCCGUGGAUGGUGGAGGGAGCCCCACACCAGAGCCUCCCAGAUGUCCAGAAAGCAAAUGGCUUGAAGGAGACCAUCCAGGAAAAGCCAGAGAGACAUUUCUGGCAAGUUGUACUCCCCAACAGCAGUACCCCAACUGAGGAGAGGUUCACAUUAGGAACAAGGUUUAACUUGAGCUCAAAGCAUGUUUCAAGUCUGGAUCCAACGGGUGGGCCAGAGGGGCUUGAUGUGUGGCAGAAGGAGCUUCUCCCUAGUGAGCCUGAGGAGGUGCAGGCUGGAGAGGAGCCUGUUGGUCUUGAUGUCCCUAGGAAGCCCCCCAGGCCUCCUGAGCGGCCUAGUCUGCACAAGGUUCUAAAUGGGCAUCAGCAGUUCCAACAUUGUGGACAGGGGAAAUCCUUCACAGUGAAGGCACUGUGGACACUGAAGAGGCUGCAUGUGGGAGAGACCCCCAGCAUGCUCAGUGAAUGUGGGAAGGUCCUGGAUAAGGUGGCACUUACUGCUCAAGAGAUGACUCAGGUAAGGGAGAAAACUUCUGCAUAUAAUAUAUGUGGAGAAACUUUCUGUAAAAACUCUAAAUUCACUACGCUUAAGAAAAUACAGAGAAUACAGAAGUGUUACGAAUGUUGCAAUGGUAAGAAACCAUUGAUUAAGAAGCCAUACCUUGCAAAACUUCAGAGGUCCCAGUCAGAGGAAAAGCCCCAUAUGUGUAAAGAAUGUGAGAACUUCUGUCAGAAGACACAGCUUACUGAGAGAACCCACAGAAGAGCAGAACCCUUUGGAAGUCACGAAUGUAGAAGGCACUUUCACCAGAAGUCCCACCGCAGCGGGCACCGGGGAACUCCCUCAGGCGAGAAGCCCUUCGGGUGCAGUGUGUGUGGGAAAUCCUUUUCCCGGAAGUCGCACCUCAGCAGGCACCAGGGCACGCACACAGGCGAGAAGCCCUAUGGGUGUAAGGAGUGCAGGAAGACUUUCUACCAUAAGUCAUCCCUCACAAUUCACCAGAGAACUCACACAGGUGAGAAGCCCUACGAGUGUAAGAAGUGUAGGAAAAGUUUCUACUGUAAGUCAGACCUCACUGUGCAUCAGAGGACUCACACAGGUGAGAAGCCCUAUGCCUGUGAGGAAUGCAGGAAGACUUUCUACUCUAAGUCACACCUCACCGUGCACCAGAGAAUUCACACGGGCGACAAGCCCUAUGCCUGUGAGGAAUGCAGGAAGACUUUCAACCGCAAGUCUAACCUCACUGUGCACCAGAGAACCCACACAGGUGAGAAGCCCUACGAGUGUGAUGUGUGUGGGAAGACCUUCUACCAGAAGUCACACCUCAGCACACACCAGGGAACUCACACAGAUGAAAAGCCCUACGAGUGCGAGCACUGCAGGAAGGCUUUCCUCCAUAAGUCAUCCCUCACUGUGCAUCAGAAGACGCACUCAGGCAACAAGCCGUACACCUGUGAUGCGUGCAGGAAGACUUUCCUGCACAAGUCUUCCCUCACCGUCCAUCAGAGGGCUCACGCAGGCCACAAGCCCUAUGUCUGCGAGGACUGCAGGAAGGCUUUCUACUGCAAGUCACACCUCACUGUGCAUCGGAGAACUCAUACGGGUGAGAAGCCCUACGAGUGUCACAAGUGUGAAAAAGCCUUUCACCAGAAGUCGUACCUCAGCAGGCAUCAGAUGACUCACCAGAAUGAGAAGCAGUAUCAAUGUCAAGAAUGCAGGAAAACUUUCUACCGGAUGGCAAAGAUACACUAUGGAGAUGGGUCUCUGCUGAGCUGUGCCAUCGCCUUCCUCUUCCUUCAGCUCCCACCUCCUGGAAAUGGGAAAGCUGAUUUCCAAGUCCAAGGGCCUGGCACCCCCGUGCUGGCCAUGGUGGGGGAAGACGCAGAGCUGCCGUGUGUACUGGCCCCCAACAUCAGUGCUGAGGGCAUGGAGCUGCGGUGGUACAAGGACCAGCUCAGCCCAGCUGUGCUCGUGCACAGGGAUGGGGAGGACGUACACCAAGAGCAGAUGGUGGAGUAUCAGGGGAGGACGAGCUUUGUGAGUGACCACCUGGACAGGGGCAAGGCCGCGGUGAGGAUUCACAACAUCACUGCAUUUGACAAUGGCACCUAUCACUGCCGAUUCAAGGAGCACACUUCCUUCAGCCAGGCCACACUGUGGCUGAAGGUAGCAGGGCUGGGCUCAGAGCCCAGAGUCCAAGUGGUGGACGGCCAGGACAAAGGUGUCCGAGUGGAAUGCACCUCGGCAGGCUGGUACCCAGAGCCUGUGGUGGAGUGGAGAGACCUCAGAGGACAACCAGUGCCUGCCGUGACCAACUUCUCAGUGUCAGCUACCACCGGCCUGGUGGCCAUGGUGUCCAGCGUGAGCCUCCAGAAUGGGACUGUGCGGGGUCUGUCCUGCUCCCUCUCCAACCCCCUUCUCCCUGAGAAGAAGGGGGCCAAGAGCCUGCCGCCUGCUCCCGUCUCCAGGCCUCCGUUCACAGAAUGGCAACUAGCUCUGCCUCUGGUCCUCACUGCACUGGGACUCCUGGCAGCUGGAGGCCUCUGCCUCUUCGGGAAGCAUCAGAGGGAAGAGCAGCUUACCCUGCUGGAAGGAGAGACAGCACUAGCAGAAAUGGCACAGAGGCCACAAGCCAGCAGCGCCAAGAUUGAGCCAUCCCAUGUGAGCCCCUGUCUAGACCCUGACACUGCAAGUCCCAAACUCAUGGUGUCUGAGGAUCAGAAAAGUGUGAAGAGGCUGCCCUUCGACCAGCACUUGCCUCCCAACUCCAAGAGAUUCGACCAGGACCCCUGUGUCCUGGCCCAAGAGCAGUUCUCUGCUGGGAGAUACUACUGGGCAGUUGAGGUGGGGGACAGGAAGGCCUGGAUUCUGGGCGUGUGUCUGGAGAGCAUAGGGCGAGAGGGAAGGAUCCCCAAGUCCCCCCAGCAUGGACUCUGGGCAGUGGAGUUGUACAGGAAGAGAUUCUGGGCGCUCUCCUACCCACGGACUCGCCUCUCUCCUUCCCAGCCCCUCCGACGGCUGGGCAUCCUCCUGGACUGGGAUGCUGGGGAGAUUUCCUUCUACAAUGCCACUGACGGGUCCCUGGUCCACAGCUUCUCUGGACUGUCUUUUUCUGGCCCCCUGCUGCCAUUCCUCUGCCUCUGGACCCAUGACCCCAGGCCCCUGACCAUCUGCUCAGUGGCCAGAGAGACCCAGGAGGACACAAGCUCCCCUGGAAGCCUCUACUUUCCCCCAGGGAACCCCAGGACUUCUGCUGAGGGAGAACAGCAUCCGUGAGCCCUGGCUCCUGCCUCCUGGUGACACUGGUCCUGUUGCGUGUGCAUGACGGCAGUGUCGGGGGCUGGCUGUCGCCUGCCUAAGUCCUGCGCUGAAGUCCUAAGCCCAGGGCCUCAGACCUUGGAGGAGUCAGUGCGUCCAUGUGAGUGGCCCUGAUGCCACAGACCUGGUGUCCCUGUGAGAAGAGACCAGGACACAGGCACAUGCAGGGGAAAGCCCAUGAGGACUCAGGUGCCCUCACAAGACACAGAGAGGGCCUCAGAAGGAACCAGUCUGCCCACACCUGGGCUCAGACCUCACCUCCAGAGUGAGGAAAGCACUUCCUGUGUGUGAGUCACUCCAUCUGCACAACUUUGUUAUGGCGGCUCUAUUGUGAUAAAACUACACAAUUAUAAGCACAGCCCUGGGCUACUUUUGCCAUGUCCUUGGGGGGCAUAUGUAAAAUGUCCAGCUCAUGUGGGACAUGUAGUCAUCACAUAUUAAAUGGCAGCUCUGCCAUCCCCCCUCUCCCUCCUCCUACUCCAUCAUCUUGGUCAUUUUUCUCUCCUGCCUCUCCUCCGCUCUCUUCCACCUCUCCCCCUCCCCCUCCUCCCUACAGCAAGCACUCAGACUUCUAGCUGGAGUCCCUCUCUCCCUCCUCCUCCUCCUCCUCC
Sciurus carolinensis (gray squirrel) is the source of this 4398-nucleotide messenger RNA. RefSeq names its product zinc finger protein 39-like. The coding region runs from base 296 to 3745 and encodes 1149 amino acids. The record is from RefSeq and is a predicted model, not a curated record. Gene Ontology annotation, biological process: regulation of DNA-templated transcription. NCBI's taxonomy places the organism in Eukaryota, Metazoa, Chordata, Mammalia, Rodentia, Sciuridae. The transcript has 10 exons. Gene Ontology annotation, molecular function: protein binding.